This is a messenger RNA of Coffea arabica (coffee), 1218 nucleotides long. The record is from RefSeq and is a predicted model, not a curated record. Lineage: Eukaryota; Viridiplantae; Streptophyta; Magnoliopsida; Gentianales; Rubiaceae.
AUGUACGAGGAAAUCAUCUACGGACCAGAGGACGCGGUACCCUUAGCCUCUAAUAACCAUGAAGCAAUCGUGAUAGAAGUUAUCACGUGCAACUACAAGGUAAAGAAGGUGUACAUCGACAAUGGGAGUGCCAUCGAUGUGCUGUAUUACAAAACCUUCAAGGAAUUGCAGUUGGAAGACAAGCAGCUCAUCCCAGUUCAGACUCCCUUGAUAGGUUUUGCAGGUCCGCCGGUUAGACCAGAGGGAAUGAUAACCCUCAUGGUCACGGUAGGGGAGUCACCGAAGUGCCGAACUGUCCCGGUGAAUUUCGCGGUAGUAAAGGAGCUGUCUUCCUACAAUAUGAUACUAGGGCGACCAACCCUCAACGCUCUCCGAGCUGUCUGCUCGACCCUACACCUUAGCAUGAAGUUCCUGACGCCUGAUGGGGUGGCCGAGGUGCUGGGGGACCCGGAGGUAGCUCGGGCCUGUUACAUUGCAACCCUCAAAGGUAAGGAGAAGCUGGUGGCCCAAACGACCUGUCUGGAGCCCUGGGAGCCUGCUGAAAAAGAGGAAAGGUUGGAGACGGAUGAGAGUCUGGUCGAAUUGCCCAUCUGUCCCGAGCGACCUGAUCGCGUGGUAAAAGCCGGAGCUGGCCUGAGCGAGCUGACACGGAGAGCUCUGGAGUCCCUGCUGGAGGAAUAUGCCGAGAUCUUUGCGUGGAGUGCUGAUGACAUGCCUGGAGUCCCUCCCGAGCUGGCAGUUCACAAGUUGCACGUUGACCCAAACAUCCGGCCAGUGAAGCAAAAGAAGAGGAACUUCGCUCCCGAGCGCAACGAGGUCGUCAAGGAAGAGGUAGGCAAGCUGUUGGAGGCCAAAAUUGUGAAGGAGAUCUACUACCCGACCUGGCUGGCCAACCCUGUGCUGGUCAAAAAAGAGGACAGGGCCUGGAGGAUGUGUGUGGAGUUCACCGACCUGAAUAAGGCUUGUCCGAAGGAUUGUUACCCUCUCCCUCGCAUCGACCAGCUGGUCGACUCAACAAUUGGGUACGAGAUCUUCUGCUUUCUGGAUGCCUUCAAAGGGUAUCACCAGAUAGCUCUGGACGAGGAGGACCAAGAGAAGACUGCUUUCAUCACCGAAUACGGUACGUAUUGUUAUACCACCAUGCCAUUUGGUUUGAAAAAUGCAGGCGCGACCUAUCAGCGGCUGGUCAACAAGUUGUUUAAAAACCAGAUCGGCUGA